GUGAAGACCUAUAAUAAGCAGUAACUAAUGAGAGGGGCCUUUUGGAGGCCGAGCACCCUGGAGGCCGUAAUCUCUGUCGACCGUUUCAACAUCUGGAUGUGUGCUGUCAGCCUUUACAGCUCUAUUACGAUCGAUAGUGAAAAGAAAUACAACGGUGCCGUCUCUGUCGUGUUCACGAUUUGUACGUGGGCCUACGGUUAACCCGCGCCUCGCGCGAACAUGAUGUUCUUGGUGGGCGGCUUUGAAUUUGGCCCACUGCGCGGGCUGGCGAGCGGUCGAUUGAGAGUAAAUGUAUCCUGUGGACCUGCUCGCUGACCCGUAGGUUACGCGUUUUCGGCCCGUCGACAGCUAACUAGAGCUUACGGGAGAAGAUGCGCUUUCGCCAUGGAUGGCAUGAAGUUCACUACGAGGAAUCGGAUGCAGGAUUCGUUCCUCGUUUGGAAGUUGGGGUUGUCUUGAGAGAUGGAGUUGGCGACGCGCGCUCGAUGGAUGAUGGGACCAGCGGAACUGCUGGUGUCCAAGAUGGCGUGAUUUCCUCUGAGCCAGUGCGCAGGGAUGGGUACCCCCUGGAAGACGAAUCGGCUGAGCAGACGGAAGAAACAUUUGUCACCGAGAGGAAUUGCAGCUCGUACAAUGGUCGUGGCGAAGGGGUGGGCGAUUCAUGCGAGCUAGGUGCUGCAAAUUUUAGCGGUGAUACGGCAGCAUAGGAUGGAGAGGAUGAUGGCGUGGUCGUGUUAAAGUCAAAGGGAUCUUGUUGUACCAGGAGGUGACUUCCCCUGGUUUUUCAUUCUAAAUCUGUCACCUGAUGUUUGCUAUAUUUUUUGUGCACAUGUCUUUGUGUGAAAUUCAGAACAAGCC
Messenger RNA from Triticum dicoccoides, 858 nucleotides. RefSeq lists its product as uncharacterized. NCBI's taxonomy places the organism in Eukaryota, Viridiplantae, Streptophyta, Magnoliopsida, Poales, Poaceae. The coding region runs from base 372 to 707 and encodes 111 amino acids. The record is from RefSeq and is a predicted model, not a curated record. The transcript is spliced from 2 exons.